Messenger RNA from Botrytis porri, 213 nucleotides. RefSeq lists its product as uncharacterized. Lineage: Eukaryota; Fungi; Ascomycota; Leotiomycetes; Helotiales; Sclerotiniaceae. The record is from RefSeq and is a predicted model, not a curated record. The transcript has a single exon. Bases 1 to 213 code for a protein of 70 amino acids.
AUGCAUUGGGAGAUCUUACACGCUCUCGUCAAAUGGAGUUCUGCAAUUGUUUCAACAACUUCGCAUUGGGGUCUAUUGGGAGUACAAAUCAAACAAAGAACGCGUCGCAAUGGAAUAUUUGAUGCAGAUAUCCUGCGAUAUUUCGACCUGUCAGACUCGAAGGACAAGUUCGACCAUGGUAGAGGUAGGGAUUAUGGGCCUACGAAGACCUAG